AUGAUAUUCGACACACCAAAUGAUGCCUAUCUAUUUUACUCAAGAUAUGCUAAAGAAAAUGGGUUUGCUUUGGCUAAAAGAACUAACAAGAAGGGAAGAGAUGGAAACUUGAGGAAUGUUACUUUUCAAUGUAGUCGCGGUGGAAAGGCAAAGGUCAAAACAGCCAAUCCGGUCAAACCACGGCCACAAACAAAAAUUGAGUGUCUGGCUCGCUUUAAUUUUGCUACAUGUCCGGAUGGAAAGUGGAGGUUAAAUCGGGUUGCUUUGGAGCAUAAUCAUGAAUAUAGCCCGGGAAAGUCCAAGUUUUACAAAAGCAAUAGGGUUCUUGAUGAACAUGUGAAAAGGAAGCUCAUAUUAAAUGAUACAGCUGGGAUUCCGUUGUAUAAGACUUAUGACUCACUUCAGAUUCAGGGGGGGGGGGAGCAUGAUAACCUUCCAUAUAAUCAGAAGGAUUGUCAAAAUUAUUUGAGUACGGAGCGACAUAAAUUACUUGUUGAAGGAGAUGCUGAGGCGAUGCAUAGUUAUUUCAUAAAGAUGAAAGCCAACAAUUCUGACGUCUUUUUUGCCAUGGAUUUGGAUGAUGAGGGUCGAUUGAGGAAUGUAUUCUGGGCUGAUGCAAGGAGUAGGAUAGCUCGCAAGGAGUUUGGUGAUGCUGUGACAUUUGACACAACAUACUUGGUAAACAAGUAUGAUAUGCCUUUUGCUCCAUUUGUAGGCGUCAAUCAUCAUGGUCAGUCGAUAUUAUUGGGAUGUGGACUCGUAUCUCAUGAAGACACCAAGUCAUUCUUGUGGUUAUUUAAGACUUGGAUGACAUGCAUGUGGGGUUGUGCUCCCAAAUCAAUUAUUACUGAUCAAUGUAUGGCUAUGAAGAAUGCUAUAGAAGACGUAUUUCCUAACACCCGACACCGGUAG
This is a messenger RNA of Rhododendron vialii, 912 nucleotides long. Its product is annotated as protein FAR-RED IMPAIRED RESPONSE 1-like. The coding region runs from base 1 to 912 and encodes 303 amino acids. Lineage: Eukaryota; Viridiplantae; Streptophyta; Magnoliopsida; Ericales; Ericaceae. The record is from RefSeq and is a predicted model, not a curated record. The transcript has a single exon.